UAUGCUGUUCUUUGCUCCCCAAUCCAGACUUGUGGAGGCAGCUCCAAAAUUGUCCGCUGGCAACGGGAGGACGUUUCAGUUUCUCUCGCCGGCUAUACUUUGUAAGGCACACAGGAACAGCGUCUACUCCGUCUCGAAGUUUUGUGCGUUUGGAUAAGGUAGCGUCAAAAUGACGGUGACAAAUCAGAACAAUACAACAAGUGUAAAAAAUUUUACUCUAGCUUGCUUCACCGAAGAGAAAAGGAGAGACAACAGGGGCAGAAUUUUUAGAGUGGUGGCCGCGCUAAAGAAAUGCAGCAACACGCUAGAUCUUCGAACUGGCAGACAAAUCCACGCAGCUGUGAUUCAACGUGAUGACAUCUCCGACGUCUACAUAGCAAACACGCUCUUGGAUAUGUACUUCAAGUGUCGAAGCAUGGAGGACGCUCGCCGGGUCUUUGACUGCAUGCUCCAUCACACAGUGGUGACAUGGACUUCCAUGGUUCGGGGAUACGCAGAAAGUGGCCAGAGCAAUCUGGCCUUUCAGAUGUACUUGAGCAUGCAAGAAGAAGGCUUCGAACCAGACCGUGUCACUCUUCUAGCGGCAUUGAAGGCUUGUGGCAACUUGGCACUUGAAGAACAAGGGAAGCUGGUCGAAGGAAACGUUUUGAAAACGAAGAGUCUGGAAAGAGGCAGGGCAGUUCAUCGUCAAGCAGUAGAAGGUGGAGUUGAAAUGAAUCUCCUGGUGGCAAGCAGCCUGGUGGAUCUCUACGCCAAGUGUGGGAGUCUGGUCGAUGCGAGAGGCGUCUUCGACAGAAUGAGGCAGCGGGACGUGGUGUCAUGGACGUCCUUGAUUAUGGGAUACGCUGAAAGCGGGGAGAGUCAGCUAGCUUUGAGCCUCUUCUCGAGAAUGCAAGAACAAGGCUGUGUCCCGAACGUCGUCACUUACAUGGCUGCUCUCAAGGCGUGUGGCAACCUCUCGGCACUAGAAGCUGGACGACGAAUCGAAGCUCAAAUCCGCAUCGCAAGGCUCCAAAGUAAUCCACUUCUAGCGACGUCUCUGGUGGACUUUUACGGGAAGUGUGGAUGCAUGGAGCAAGCUCGUUACAUAUUCGACUCCAUCUCCAGAAAGGACUUGGUGGCUUGGGACGCUUUACUCUCAGGAUAUAGCCUGCAAGGAGACAGCAAAAAGGUGAUAGAACUCUUGGAGAGGAUGGCUAAAGAUCGAGUGAAACCGGAUGGAGUGGUCUUUCUCUCGGUUCUCGGAGUGUGCAGCCACGCCGGCCUAGUUGACAAGGGACUCAAGCUGUUCGAGGAGAUGAAGACGAAGUAUGGCCUUGCUCCGGACAUCAAGCACUACACUUGCUUGGUUGAUCUUCUUGGCCGGGCCAACCGAGUCGAGCAAGCAGUGACAGUGGUGGCGAGCAUGCCCAUGCAAGCGGACCUGAGAAUAUGGAUGGUUCUACUGGGAGCUUGCCACAAGUGGGGGAAUGUGGAAGCUGGAAGGCUUGCUUUCGACUCGGUGCUGAAACUGGACGAGAGACACGGUGCCGCCUACGUCUUGAUGGCGAACAUCUACAGCCGUGCGGGGAUGACGGAGGAGAGUGAAGAUGUAGAAGCUUUGAGGCGCGAUACUGGGACGAUGAAUGAGCGAAGCUCUUGGACGGACGAAGCUGACAGCUUUGGUGGAGGCCAUGCGGCGGAUGCUGGAGCUCGAGCGGCUUUACAGGCGAAGCUGGAAGAGAUCUUCUCAAACUUCCACUUCGAUACAUCAGCUUAGCGCUUCGAUCAUGGCACUCGAGUCAUUGCCAAAUGCAGCGAAGGUCCAUGCAAUGGGCUCUUCCGAUGUGGUGAUUGCUGGCGCCGGGAUCAUCGGUCUCUCUAUCGCAAAUCGCUUUUU
Selaginella moellendorffii is the source of this 1879-nucleotide messenger RNA. RefSeq names its product pentatricopeptide repeat-containing protein At2g34400. The transcript has 4 exons. Gene Ontology annotation, molecular function: RNA binding; protein binding; oxidoreductase activity. The record is from RefSeq and is a predicted model, not a curated record. Lineage: Eukaryota; Viridiplantae; Streptophyta; Lycopodiopsida; Selaginellales; Selaginellaceae. Gene Ontology annotation, cellular component: cytoplasm. Gene Ontology annotation, biological process: RNA modification. Bases 170 to 1759 code for a protein of 529 amino acids.